This is a messenger RNA of Betta splendens (Siamese fighting fish), 3585 nucleotides long. RefSeq names its product limb and CNS expressed 1 like (gene lix1l). The record is from RefSeq and is a predicted model, not a curated record. Gene Ontology annotation, biological process: autophagosome maturation. The transcript has 6 exons. Gene Ontology annotation, cellular component: cytoplasm. Lineage: Eukaryota; Metazoa; Chordata; Actinopteri; Anabantiformes; Osphronemidae. Bases 214 to 1284 code for a protein of 356 amino acids.
ACUGACAUCCCCGCAGUCUAAUCCAGAGAGCGAGGAUGCAUAGCAGCAGUGUUAUCUGCCGAACCAGCGUCGGAUCGCUACUCCUUUAAGCUCUGAUCGACACAUCCCCGCCAGCACAGUUCGUUGAGCCUCACCGCUCCGGAACCCGAGACCGUCGCUGGAUCGGCACGGACUUCCUCCCGACCCGGACUUCGCAGACGUUACGUUGGGACAAUGGAAUCUAACGUGAUCCCGGACAGUAUCCGCCCGCAGCGGCUGCAGCCGGGCGUCGGGUUCGGUUCGGGUCCGAGCGGGACGCUGCGCUCCUCUCUCCGCCCCGGGGUGACGGUCCCCAUCGCGCCGCUGCUGCCCUCCCCGGCCUCUCUGGCCGCCUCGUCCGGGCCUCCCCCGCCGCCCCCUCCGCUGCAGCUCCACAGCCUGUACGGCGGGCUGGGAGCGGGGCUGGGGCCGGGGGCUGCCGGCCACGGUAACCCCGGGAACCCGGCGGUGCUGAAGGAGGCGGUGGAGGCGGUGGUCCGCAGCUUCGCCAAGCACACGCAGGGCUACGGCCGAGUGAAUGUGGUGGAAGCUUUACAAGAGUUCUGGCAGAUGAAGCUGAGCAGAGGCGCCGAUCUGCGGAACGGCGCUCUGGUUGUUUACGAGAUGGUGCCGUCCAACAGCCCCCCGUACGUCUGCUACGUCAGCCUUCCAGGAGGCAGCUGCUUCGGGAGCUUCCAGUUCUGUCCGACCAAGGCGGAGGCGAGACGCAGCGCCGCCAAGAUCGCCCUCAUGAACUCUGUCUUCAACGAACACCCCUCGCGCCGCAUCACCGACGACUUCAUUGAGAAGAGCGUGAGUGAGGCGCUGGCCUCCUUCAAUGGGAACAGAGAAGAGGCCGACAACCCCAACACAGGAAUCGGCGCGUUCCGCUUCAUGCUCGAGUUCAACAAAGGAAAAUCCAUGCUUGAGUUUCAGGAGCUGAUGACCGUCUUCCAGCUGCUGCACUGGAAUGGAAGCCUUAAAGCCAUGAGGGAGCGGCAGUGUUCCCGACAGGAGGUGCUGGCCCACUACUCCCACCGGGCUCUGGAUGAUGACAUGCGCACCCAGAUGGCCGCCGACUGGGUGAACCGGGAGCAGAGCGUGGCGGGCACCAUCGCCCAGGAGCUGGGCUCCACAGAGCGCGAGCUGGAGGACGCCAGGCUGGCGGGCAGAGAACUGCGCUUUUACAAGGAGAAGAAAGACAUCCUGAUGCUGGCUGUGGGUCAACUCGGCGCGGCCAACGCGGCCACGCUGCCCUCACACUAAACCCACCCUCCGCUCUGGAAACACGCCUUUACACCUGGACUCCCGGCCGCAGUGUUGAGCAUUUCGUAGCUAUGGAGGUGAUUUAUUAUCUUGGUUUUGUAUCAUAUGUUUUGUUAUGAGAACCAGGUAAUCGGGCCUUGAUUUUACACCAUCCGUACAACAAACAGCUGUCGACAACAACAAAUGGCAACAGCUUUAGCCAUUACCUCUUCGUGCCUAGUGAUUACAGGAUAACAGCUGAGUGGGGUUUACGUCCCUUUUCAUUAUGUCAUUCUAUAUUGACUCUAUGUAGACCCACAGAAACAAAACCUGCCUUUCAUUAGUGAAUGUAUGGGACAUAUGUUUAUAUGGCAAAUCAAACCAAUAUUUUUCAGUAAAGACACUCAUUUAAGGGUUUUCUAUUGAAAGCAUACGACAUGUUUAUAUUAUUUGUCUGCAUAUAGUUUGUUCUACCAUCUUAGAACCUAAGAUGGUAACUCUAUACAUCCUAAAACUCCCACAUGCAUGAAUUAACUUAACACAGAAACAAUGCUUACUCAAUAAUGAAGGGGAUAAAAGACUUCACCAAAUAUUAGCAGCUAUUUAUGUUUAGUUAUGUGCAUAAAUGUCAGCAGGUGACGGAUUGCUCUGACUGCAGCUCAGGUUUUUUAAUAAUCUGAUAUUGAAUCAUCACUUUUCUUUGUGUUUGUAGACGCUUUCAUCAGCUGUUUUAUUUCAUGUGCUUUUGACCGCGACACCAGCCGAAUGUAUAUUUUCAGCGUGCUCUCAACUAAAGGACCUACAAAGCAACGCUGUCUAGACUAUAGAAUCACAUGCCACAGAUUAUGCGCCUUGCAGAGAAGUUAAAAAGAGCUGGUGCUUCGUAGGUGAAGAAUAUAGGCGACAGAAUUGUAGGAUAUUUUGUUAAUGUGGAGUUUGAUUUAAUGUGUGAGUCAUUGCAGACACAAACCAGUACCAGCACUUGUGGGUUUUUGUUUUCUGAAGUAUUGGAAGCCGAAUUUGGAUGUUAGCAGUGCAAGUUUACAUCCGGGGGCUGGAAGCUGACAGCCAGCUUUUAAAUAUUUCAUUUUGAAGGACCUGAUUUAUUUUACACUGUAAAUGUGAUAUCCUAAAUGUCUUAUAUAUCUAAAAUGUCUUUUAGUAUGUUGCAGGGAUUCAGGCGUUUCAAUGAGUAGCCUUUUAAAGACCCCUCGUAAACAAGAAUUUAAUUGAUAACGUGUUGCACUGGCUGGAAGGAAAUGUGGGCAGCAAAUUAUGUAGUUUAAACAGCAGGAGGGCUUUUUUGCUCCUGAGUCCUGAUUACACAAAAUUUUAGGAGACGGCAAAUAAAAAACACGAGAAGCAAGAGUGUGAUUAAAGCCAGUCAAGUUAUAUUUUAUUACUGUGCUGCUGUAUCUCUCCAGGAUUUUUGUGCCUUUAUAAAAUUAAUAUUAUUCUAUGGUUUGUCCCUUUAAAAAGCUAAAUUUCAUCCAGUGGGGUCUUUAAAGUGGUGCUACUCUACUUUUUGUCCUUUCGUGUAGUUAUAUAGAUUAUAAUCUAUAUUUCUCUUUCACCUUAAUAUGAUGGUAUGAAGGAUUUGUUAAACUGUACUACAUUUACUACAGUAUAAAGUACAUUUAUAAUCUUUAUAUAACAUUGGUUUGGUACUCAGUUUGCAAACUAUAUAUGUAGCACCAGUAGAGUAUAUUACAAGGCUAUUCUCUUGGCAAAGGCAAAUACGUGGUUGAUCUAAUAUAAUACAGAAUUUAAUGUCAACAAUCUGCAGCUUAAAAGGUUAAAAUUCAAUUUUACAUUUAAAAGUUUGUUUACUUCAUUGCUAUUUUUUAACAGCUCUGAGAGUCUCAACAACACACAGAGGUCCAGUCAGUGCUGUUCUGUGAAUCUACAGUAGUUGAAAAGCAUACAGAGGAAUGCUUUUGGUUAAAGUUAAAGGUCAAAUGUUUGUAAAACUGAGCAAGCUGGUUUUAAACAUGAGGAUGAAGUUGUUGAAUUUUGCAUUGCAUCAUGAACUGCUCAUCUUACAAAUGCCUUUGAUUGUUCUUUUUAGUCAUUGUCAAUGAAGGCUCUAUAAAAAAUUGUAUAUUUUUUGUUAUCCAUUUUUACAAAUGAUAUAAAAUGGGCUUUUCGUGUUUUGGCUUUAAUGCAUGGUGUUUUAAGUUCAGUCUUUAUGUUUUUAUUCUAUUCUACAGUACAAUGUUUCUGAAAGCUCUUAUUGUAUCUAUUUUAUAUGAACAUUUUGUACUCCAUGUUUAUACUUUUAGUAGAUUUAUAUGAAGGAAUAAAUUGUCUGAUACAAAUGUU